AAGCAUAUAAUUUAUUCAAUCAAAUGCAGCAUCAAAGUACUGGCAUAGAUUUUAUUGUAUUUCUAAUUCUUAUAUCUGGUUGUAUACAAGUAGGAGAUCUCUUAUUAGCUUCAUCCGUUCAAGCUUUUGUACUUAAAUGUGGAUGCGAUAAAGAGGAGUUCAUUGAAAAUUUGCUAAUAAUUAUGUAUGCAAAAUGCAGUGACCUUGCAUCUGCUAGAAGGAUAUUUGAUUUGAUUAUCAAAAAGAGUAUUUUCUCAUGGACAUCAAUGAUUGCAGGAUAUGCCCAUUCGGAUCACCCAUUGGAGGCAUUGCAUUUGUUUAGAAGGCUUGUACGGACAGAUUUUAGACCCGAUGGACCAACCGUUGCUACUGUUAUAUCAGCUUGUGCUGAUAUAAGAUCAAUUAGCAUAGCACAAAAGAUGGAAGAUUAUAUUUCUCUAAAUGGAUUGGAAUUCGAUCUACAAGUCCAAACAUCUCUCAUACACUUGUACUCCAAGUGUGGAAGCAUCAAGAAAGCCCAAGAAGUAUUUGAAAAAGUGGCAGAUAAAGAUUUAACUGUUUGGUCUUCCAUGAUAAAUAGCUAUGCUAUUCAUGGGAUGGGGAAAGAAGCGAUUGACCUAUUUCGUAAAAUGACAACUACAGAAGGGAUAAUUCCAUAUGCUAUUGUUUACACCAGUGUUUUGCUGGCUUGUAGCCAUGCAGGGUUAGUAGAAGAUGGAUUGAAGUACUUCAUAAGUAUGCAAAAAGAUUUUGGAAUAACUCCUAAGAUAGAACAUUGCACUUGCUUGGUAGAUCUUCUUGGUCGAGUUGGCCGGCUUGACUUAGCAUUAGAUACGAUUCAGGGGAUGCCCUUGGAAGCACAAGUGCAAGCUUGGGCUCCCUUGCUCAGUGCUUGUAGGAUCCAUGGUAAUGUUGAGCUUGGGGAGAUUGCUGCUGUCAAGUUACUAGAGCUUAGUCCUGGAAGCUCUGGAAAUUAUGUAUUGAUGGCUAAUUUGCACACCUCAUUCGGGAAGUGGAAGGAGGCGCAUGCAAUGAGAAAAUUGAUAGAUGGUAAAGGACUGGUUAAAGAAUGUGGGUGGAGCCAGGUUGAGAUCAUUGGUAGAUUUCAUACAUUUGCAGCAGGAAAUCCGUCACGUGUUCAGUUGGCCAAUAUCUAUAAGAUGCUAGAAGAUCUAAAUUUUACUCUUCAAGAAGGUAGCUAUGCAGGACAAGCUGUAACAAUGAAUAAUGACCCGUAAAAAAGAACCACCUUUGAAGACAUGAGAUGUUAUUUCAUUUUCUCCAAAUGAAGAGACCAAGGAAGCACUGAUAAUAGUACGAGACUUCACCAUCAAUAAUAAUGAUGCUUCAGUGUUCUUGGAUGCUCAACAUUGCUGCAUCAUGAAAACCAGCUUAGAUUAUCUCUCCAGUUUGUCUGCUAAUGAUGGUUUAUCAGGAGCAAUGAGAGCAUUGAUAUCUGAAACUUCAACUGUGUUUGCACAUUGUAGUAGUAGCUACAUUGAAGCAAAUAUGAAAAUUGAGUCCACUGCUUCAGAACUGUCGAGAGCUGAUAACUUAAAAUCUGACCUUGAAAAUAACAAGAAUCAGUUCAAUGAUAUGGUGGCGUCAGAAAAAGAGCUGCAGCAAAAGUUGGCACGUUUGGAGGAAAUGAAAAAGGAGCUAGAAAAGCAAAUCAGAACUACUAAUGCCAACAUCAUGGCUUCUCGAAAAGAACUGAACACGACUCGAAAGAGAAAGAGAGGUGUUUAUGUGGAAGGAAAGGCACUCAAAGCUCAAAUGGAUGUGAAGGAGAAAGUACCACGUUUGCAACAUGAGCAUGACUUGGCAAAGGAAAACCAGGAAAAAAUCAAAGCUGAAUGGUCAGAGUUUGGAGAAAAAAUUAA
This is a messenger RNA of Arachis ipaensis, 1883 nucleotides long. The record is from RefSeq and is a predicted model, not a curated record. Lineage: Eukaryota; Viridiplantae; Streptophyta; Magnoliopsida; Fabales; Fabaceae.